Molecule: messenger RNA, 1378 nt
Organism: Juglans microcarpa x Juglans regia
Lineage: Eukaryota; Viridiplantae; Streptophyta; Magnoliopsida; Fagales; Juglandaceae
Exons: 10
Coding region: 167-1012 (281 amino acids)
Source: RefSeq, a predicted model, not a curated record
CCGCAGGAAUAUUCCUAUCCGUCACAAAGGGUUUCAUAAUCCAAGCAUCCAAACACAUCCAUAUGAAAUUCCAAGAAACGAAAACGUAGUUCAAUCGAAGCUUUUCUUUCCGAGGAAAAGUUUCGCAGGUAGUCUCACAAAAUUUCAUACCAAUCUCAAGAUAGAGAUGAAGAAAGCCACAGAUAUCGCUUCGAUUCUUCUAUUGAUAUCUCUUUCCCUUCAAGAAAUAUCCCAUGGUUCUUCGGCUUCAUCCCUUACAGGGGGAAAUCAGGAUUCUGAAGGAUCUGCAGCUGCAAGAACUCUUAAUCAAGAGCAAGACCAAGAGCAUGCUCAUGAGGUUCAUUGUUCUAGAGAAAGAAGUAGGGCAGCUUGGGAAGUAAUUGAGGAGUAUCUGAUGCCAUUUGUGGAACGAGAAGACUAUCAGAUUUCAAGUAAAUGUAGACUUCAUCCUGACAAUGAUCUGUUCAGGGAUCAGGAGCAGCACAAAAUUCAUGUGGAUAUAAAUGAAUGGAAGUGUGGAUACUGUAAGAAAAGCUUCCGUGCUGAAAAGUUUCUUGAUCAGCAUUUUGACAACAGACACCACAAUCUAUUGAAUAUUAGUCAUGGCAAGUGCUUGGCUGAUUUAUGUGGUGCAUUGCAUUGUGAUACCAUGAUGAAUACCAAGUCUCGCAAAACCAAGUGCAAUCCUGCGGCUACUGCUAGAAAUCGUCACCUAUGUGAGGGUCUUGCUGACAGUUGUUUUCCAGUCCAUCAGGGUCCCUCAGCAAGCCAUCUUCAUGAUUUAUUUUUGCACCAAUUUUGUGAUGCUCAAACUUGCUCUGGAAAACAGAAACCUUUUCCAAAGGGAGGCAGGAAGAAAACAAGUGUAUUCUACCUGGCUAUAUCAAUAUUGACUUUGAUGCUGCUCCCUAUUUUCUAUCUAAUCGUCUAUUUGCACCAGAGCGAAAUGAGGAAGAAAACCCAAGAGCUUAGGCGCAUCUCUAAAAUUGGACAGAAAGCAAAACCCUCAUAGCUGGUUAGGCGAACAGGGAGGAUAAUGGCGAGAUGUAUUGUAUGUGUCAAUGCUUUCUUCCAAUAGAUUCCUCUGUAAAUUUGCAUUUGUCACGAAAGGCACAGGGAAGGAAUUGCAUUGCAAGUGUUUGAAGGUACCAGGAACGGAGGCAAACCUUGCCAGGGUUCCAUACGAUAGUGUAACCACUUUUUUCCCUCAAAAAGGAUCUAAUAGUUUAUGAAAGGGCAGAGAUAUGUGAAAAUUUUCAUUUUUAUUAUUUUGUUUUCCAUUGGUUGGAACAUUUUCUCGUGUUGAAAAAGUUCUUCCCACUGCUGGGAAACAAUCCAAAUAAAGUUAUAAGUAAAUUUUUGCUUGCUUUUUAGGCAA